Sycon ciliatum is the source of this 1623-nucleotide messenger RNA. Its product is annotated as basic phospholipase A2 PA-12A-like. Gene Ontology annotation, molecular function: calcium ion binding; phospholipid binding. NCBI's taxonomy places the organism in Eukaryota, Metazoa, Porifera, Calcarea, Leucosolenida, Sycettidae. The coding region runs from base 165 to 686 and encodes 173 amino acids. The transcript is spliced from 2 exons. Gene Ontology annotation, biological process: arachidonate secretion; lipid catabolic process; phospholipid metabolic process. The record is from RefSeq and is a predicted model, not a curated record.
UCAUUUUCAUCUUGGAAAAGACGUGCAAGAAGCGACUACACAGCCACUGUGUGUGAUCUUGCAAACUUGGAAAACUUAUUCUGAAGCAUCUCAGACCUGCUUGCAAAUCCCGUGAAUCGUUAUCAGUCAAUACAACUUAUACAAGUGACGUAGGAACAACAACGAUGAGACCCUCAACAGUGGUACUCGUUUUGUUGCUUGCUGCCUUGACGUGCAACGCAGCACCAGGAAAGAAAGUGGCCGAAGCAAGGUCGGAUAUUGACCAGAGCCGCUCCAAGCGCUCGCUGUUGAACUUCGGCGGAAUGAUCGCCUGCGCCAUUCCCAAUGUAGGCAAUCCGGUCACGGCCGCAUUGCGCUACACGAACUACGGCUGCUGGUGCGGUGUGGGUGGCUCUGGACCCACUGUGGACAAUAUAGAUGCAUGCUGUAAGGUACACGAUGCCUGCUAUGAUGCCGCCAUAAACCGUGGCUGCUCCAAUCCCAAGUUCGAAGGCUAUCACUGGAACUGCGAUGGUGGCGACCCAACCUGCGACAGUACAUGGUGGCAACGUUUUCUGACCGGCGAAAACACACGCUGCGAGAAGGAGAUCUGCAAGUGCGACCUGGAGGCCGUUGCUUGCUUCAGUGCCCACAAUCAUGCGUACGACUCUGGCAACAUCGCUUAUAUCGACCGCAGCCACUGCUGAACACACUCUGUUUACAUGUACUUGCCCACCAGCUGCACGCUCCUCACAAGUCAUCAAAUCUACAUUCCACAGGUGUUAUGUGCUGGCAGGGAAUUCCCCGAAUAAUAUGUCAUUGUGUGUGUGUGUGUGUGUGUAUUCAUCAUAAUUAUCGUUCUGUAAGCUUUGUUUCACAAAAAAAUUAUAUUUUGCUUCGCAAUUAAACGAAUACAUUUUGCCGGGGAAAGGCGGGGAUAUCUCCAGAAAACGCAGAUGAAAAAGGAAGCUUUCUUUCAAGCUUCAACAGUUUCCAUUUUCACCUACAAGAACCACCACAGGUAUAGUCUCUGGCGCAGCCGCAUAACUCCAGCCUCAAUUUAGUCAUCUCACAAAAUCUUACAAGAAUGUUUAAUAGUUACAACUCGUGACAAUUUGGUCCUUCUUCUACUGCGAAAUCUUCCCACAGUAUUAUGCACUUUCCUGGAGGCAGCCUAGCCCAUGUGAGCCGGUACAGCUCUAUAUCGCAUGUUUCACAUUACAUUGAGUAGUUUCAGCAACCUUCCUCAUUGUAGAAUGGACCUUGCCAACACCCAGCUGAGCGUGUAGAUCAGAACAUGUAGAAUCGCCCUCUCAUUCCUACUCCCCUUUCCAUUUGCUUUCCUCUCUCUUCUCUUUCAUAUCCCUCCUUUCACUCUCUGUCUCUCUCCCUCGCUAUCUCUCUCACUACACCCGCUCUCUCUCUCUCUCUCCCUCUCUCUCUCUCUCUCUCUCUCUCUCUCUCUCUCUCUCUCUCUCUCUCUCUCUCUCUCUCUCUCUCUCUCUCUCUCUCUCUCUCUCUCUCUCUCUCUCUCUCUCUCUCUCUCUCUCUCUCUCUCUCUCUCUCUCUCUCUCUCCCCCUCUCUCUUUCUCUCUUUCUCUCUCUCUUUCACUCUCUCAAUCUCUCUCUCUUUCCCUCUCUCUC